This is a messenger RNA of Pygocentrus nattereri (red-bellied piranha), 2284 nucleotides long. It is a transcript of the gene slc27a2a, whose product is annotated as solute carrier family 27 member 2a. The transcript has 10 exons. Gene Ontology annotation, molecular function: long-chain fatty acid transmembrane transporter activity; long-chain fatty acid-CoA ligase activity. Bases 51 to 1910 code for a protein of 619 amino acids. The record is from RefSeq and is a predicted model, not a curated record. NCBI's taxonomy places the organism in Eukaryota, Metazoa, Chordata, Actinopteri, Characiformes, Serrasalmidae.
GUUCUCAGGAGGAAGAGGAGGACCUCGCUGCAGCGGCGCUGUGGGUCAGAAUGUCGGUGCUGUAUUCGGUGAUGGCGGGGCUGGCGGUUCUGCUGCUGGUGCUCCGCCGCUGCUUUCCGAACCUGCUGCACGACUUUAUUUACCUGCUGAAGGGGGUUCGAGUGGUGGCUCGGCUCAGGCGGUUCCGGGGUUCGGUUCCCUGCUACACGGUGCUGGACUGUUUUCUGGACGCUGUUCAGAAGCAGCCCGAGAAGAAGUUCAUCAUCUUCGAGGGUCAGACGUACUCGUACCGGGAGGCGGACAGGGCCAGUAAUAAAGUGGCCCAGGCUUUGCUCCGGCAGGGUGGGCUGAGGGAGGGGGACACGGUGGCUCUCUUCCUGGGAAACGAGCCGCUCUUUGUUUGGAUCUGGCUCGGACUGUCCAAACUGGGCUGCACGGUGUCCUUCCUGAACCACAACAUCAGAUCCAAAUCUCUGCUGCACUGCUUCUCGUGCUGUGGAGCCAAAGUCCUGAUCGCUGGAGCAGAUCUACAUGCAGCGGUGGAGGAGGUGUUGCCCGUGCUGAUGGAGCAGCGGGUGUGCGUGCUGUUGCUGGGGGAGAGCUGUGAUACAGACGGGAUUGUGUGUUUUAGUGAUAAAAUCAACGCUGCAAGUGACGAACGGCCACCAAUAUCUCUGCGCUCCAACGUGACCAUGAAGAGCCCCGCACUGUACAUCUAUACAUCAGGCACUACAGGUUUUCCGAAGGCGGCUAUGAUCAACCAUGAGAGAGUUUGGAUGGCGUCCCACCUCCAGUUCAUGUCCGGGGUUUCCUCUAGUGAUAUCAUCUACAUCUGCCUGCCACUUUACCAUAGCUCAGGAUUCCUCAUGGGCCUCACUGGGGCAAUAGAGCGGGGAAUCACAGUGGUGCUAAAGCGGAAGUUCUCAGUCUCUCAGUUCUGGGAUGACUGCAGGAAACACAACGUGACGGUGAUCCAGUACAUCGGAGAGACCAUGCGCUACCUCUGUAACACACCCAAGACGGACCGUGAUCGAGUUCACUCCGUGUGGCUGGCGUUCGGGAACGGUAUCCGUGGCGACACAUGGAUGGAGUUUCUGCAGCGGUUCGGAAACGUGCGUGUCACCGAGUGUUAUGGAUCCACGGAGGGAAACAUCAGCUUCCUUAACUACGUUGGCAAAAUCGGUGCCACAGCACGAGUGAACAUGUUCCUAAAGCGAACUUUAUCCUACGCUCUGAUUAAAUACGACACCGAGAAGGAGGAGCCGCUACGAAACUCCAGAGGAUUCUGUGAAGAGGUUCCUACAGGGGAGUCAGGCCUGCUCGUGGCCAAGAUCACUAACGUGGCUCCAUUCAGCGGCUACGCUAGUAUUCAGCAGCAGACGGACAGGAAGAAGCUGAGGAACGUGUUUGUGGAGGGAGAUCUGUACUUCAACAGUGGAGACCUCCUGAAGGCUGACGGGCAGGGCUUCCUUUACUUUCAAGACCGCAUCGGAGACACGUUCAGGUGGAAGGGCGAGAAUGUCGCUACCUCAGAAGUUGCUGACGUUUUAAUCUCCGUGGAUUUCAUCGAGGAGGCCAACGUCUACGGAGUCAAAGUGCCAGGUCACGAGGGCCGGAUUGGAAUGGCUGUAGUUAAGCUGAAGGAGGGGCGGAGCUUUGACGGUGGUGCACUGUUUGAGCAGGCGCAGAGGCUCCUGCCAGCGUAUGCCCGGCCACGCUUUAUCAGGAUACAGGUGGAGCUAGAUGUCACUAGCACUUUUAAACAGGUCAAGGUGAGGCUGGUCGAGGAGGGAUUCAACCCAAACGCCAUCCGGGACCCGCUGUACUUCCUGGAGGACAGGAAGAGAACAUACGUCCCCAUGACGGAGGACAUCAUGAACUCUAUCACUGCUGGAGAACUGAGAUUAUAGCGCACACACUUUGGGCCUCGGCCGUCGUUUGAUUGUAGUUUCUGUUAGUUUUGAGGGUGAAUUCAUAACUUUGGCUUUAGUGUUAAUUUACUUUGUUUCAGUUUCAGGUUUAAGUAUUAUAAACUCUAUGAUAGCGAGUAUUUAAUAAGAGUAGAAUGAAAUGAGUACAGCGGAUUAAUACGGUAAGAUUUAGCAGAACUAACUACCAGCCACCUGCUAGUGACAGCUAGUUUUAGUAAUGUUUUAACUUUAAAAUGUAUCACAUCGCGUCUCACAGCCUUCAGGAUGUCGACACCUAAAAACACUGUUGUUACCUUUGUGUGUUAAUGUUGAUAAAACCUGGUAAAAUAAAAUGCUUGGUCUGAAAAACGGCA